AUGUUUCAUAUGGAGCGAGAGUUGACACAAAUGAUGGCAUCACUCGAGACCACAGAUGGCUGUGAAGACAGACAACAGCCGAAGAUUUACGCGAAGAACUCAAUGGACAGAUUCGGUGAUGAUUUGUGUCAACUUCUGUUGUCUUACCUGUCAUUUGAAGAUCGGUUUCAAUUAAAAUGUGUGUCCAAACAGUUCCGGAGGACAGUCUUCGAGAGUGUUGUCAGCAUUGAAAUCAACGACCAAUUUAUGCAACAAAUACUGAACACAACAAUCACUGAAACGUUGGCCACAAUUGCUAUAAAGUGUCCGAACAUUGAAACCAUUGACUGCAGAGGAAUAGACACUGAAUACGAAACGCAUAUUUCCGAGCUUUUGGCUAUAUUUAGAGACAAUUGUCUUAAUUUGCGGAAAAUUUACUGCAAUUUAUGGCAAAAUAGCGGACAAACAAUGCCUAGAAUCGGACCACUGGUCACACGAAUCAAUUCUUUGACACUUCCGGACAACUAA
Messenger RNA from Medioppia subpectinata, 507 nucleotides. Lineage: Eukaryota; Metazoa; Arthropoda; Arachnida; Sarcoptiformes; Oppiidae. The record is from the annotation of a GenBank genome assembly.